Molecule: messenger RNA, 1266 nt
Organism: Penicillium odoratum
Lineage: Eukaryota; Fungi; Ascomycota; Eurotiomycetes; Eurotiales; Aspergillaceae
Product: PAS domain-containing protein
Exons: 2
Coding region: 1-1266 (421 amino acids)
Molecular function (GO): protein binding
Source: RefSeq, a predicted model, not a curated record
AUGGCAAGUCUUCCCCGACCUGCACUCUGCAAGCCAGCGUUGUGGCCAACAAAACUAACGCAAAGCACAGAUCUUUCGCGCGACGCCUGCAUUCGGUAUGCCUCCGAUAGCAUCCAGGUGGUGUUGGGCUAUGAGCCGCAUGAGGUGUUGAAUCGCUCGUGCUGGGAUUACUUCCAUCCCCAGGAACUGCCGUUUGCGCGCAGUGUUCAUGGUCGGGGUGUGCGGCUGGAUAAAGCUGCCGUUCUUAACUACUGCUCCAUCCGACACAGAAACGGAUCGUGGGUCGGGUGUGAGUGUGUGUUCACGGUGGUGUACGAUGUGUUGAUCGCAAGUACCACCAUCUAUGGGCGUGGGAAGGGCAGUCAGAAUCGCGCUGUCGAUGCGCCCAUUGUCCGCCAUCUCUUCGACUCUUCACCCAAUGACUCGCGGUACCACAUGCUUACUUGGCUAUCCAACAAGUUCUCGCAACGUCUUGAUGAGCCGCUCCACGAGCCUCGGGCGGCUAUGUUUGUUAAUAGAUUUACUCGCACGGCGACUAUCAUGUAUGCUACCAGCGGUGUGAGUGAAAUUCUGGGCCUAAGCCCAGAACAGCUUAUUUCGAAAAGCUUCUUUUACUGUAUUCAAGAACACUGUUUGCGGGAUGCAGUAAGGUGCUUGGAGAGUGCGAAGGCGAACGACUCAAUUGCCUACCUGCGAUUCUGGUUCCGGAACCCCAUGCAGGAUGACAAUCCCGAAAUGGCUCGCCUUGGACUUGUCGCAUUUUCGGACCCAAUCCCUCCCCUGGAGUUGGAGGCCGUUGUCUCAUGCACAUCGGAUGGAAUGGUUGUUAUUCUCCGUCGGGCACGCGCUCCUAUACCUACUAGCAGCACCCGUCCACCUCAGCCAGUACCUACUUACCCAAGCGGCAUCUUUGCUGCGCCGUGGGCUCGUGAGCCGGUCUACUCUUAUGGUCCAACGCCCUCUGCCCAAGAGACAACUGUCCCGAAUCCGGCUUAUCCAGAGGUGAAGACUACACUUUGCAGAGACGACGGAUCUUUCGGGUCCCAAACUACCGCAAGCUCUUCUGCUCCCAGCUUCGAAGCACCUCCUCCCCGGUCAGAGCAGAAGGCAAGCGCUCCUGGUGGUCCUCAGGCACACAACCUCAUGGAUACGAUCCGCGAGGUGGCCGUCUUCGCUUGGGGUAUUGUUGGAAUCAACCGGUCGCUUGAGCAGUAUAAGCGUGGUACACCAGCGGGCAAUUCUCAGCCAGAAGGUGCGACGUUCUGA